Uloborus diversus is the source of this 2466-nucleotide messenger RNA. RefSeq names its product eukaryotic translation initiation factor 3 subunit E-like (gene eIF3e). The record is from RefSeq and is a predicted model, not a curated record. Lineage: Eukaryota; Metazoa; Arthropoda; Arachnida; Araneae; Uloboridae. Gene Ontology annotation, molecular function: translation initiation factor activity. Gene Ontology annotation, cellular component: cytoplasm; eukaryotic translation initiation factor 3 complex; nucleus. Gene Ontology annotation, biological process: translational initiation.
CAGGUGUAUGAUGAAAAGAGAAAUUUUGAAAGGGAAAUUUGAAAUGGUAAAAAAAUACAAAAAUGAUUGAUUAUGCUAUUGAUAUUCAUAAACUUCUAUAUGAAAGAGGCGAGGAUAUACCAGAAGAUUUGCUUGAAAAGAGAGGAAAAGUUGUCAACGAAUUAAGAAUAUAUCAAGAAGAAACAGACAAUAUAAGACAAGUUUUUCAGUUAGAUACAGUGGCUAAGCAAAUUGAACAAACUAGGGAUGGAAGAAUGCUGCUGGAGUUCUUAUUUGAUGUUAAUUGUAUGGACAAUGUAUAUGUAUUUGCGAAAAGUCAGUAUGAAUGUGGUAACUACUUAUCUGCAACAGAAUACUUGUACCUGUAUCGUUUAUUGGUUCCAUCAACUGAUAAAAAUUACUUAAAUGGAAUGUGGGGGAAAUUAGCUGCUGAAAUAUUGAUGCAAAACUGGGAUACAGCACUGGAUGAUUUUAACCGAUUAAAAGAAUAUAUCGACAGUAAUCCUUUUGGGUCUGCUUUAAUUGCUCUCCAACAGCGCACAUGGUUAAUCCACUGGAGUCUUUUUGUAUUCUUCAAUCAUGCUAAAGGACAAGACCUCAUCAUCGACAUGUUUUUAUUCCAACAACAGUAUUUGAACGCUAUUCAAACAAUUUGUCCUCACAUCUUAAGGUAUUUGACAACUGCUGUAAUUACAAACAAGCAAAGACCGUCUGUGAUGAAAGAACUAGUGAAAGUUAUCCAACAAGAGUCUUACCAAUAUCGAGAUCCUAUUACUGAGUUUGUAGAGUGUUUGUAUGUGAAUUUUGAUUUUGAUGGAGCCCAAAAAAAGCUUAGAGAAUGUGAAGAAGUUUUAGCACAUGAUUUUUUCUUAGUUUCUUGUUUAGAUGCUUUUAUUGAAAAUGCACGUUUGGUUAUAUUUGAAACCUUUUGCUGUAUACAUCAAUGUCUGUCUAUUAAAAUGUUGGCUGAGAAACUGAAUAUGAACCCAGAAGAUGCUGAAAAAUGGAUUGUAAAUCUUAUUCGAAAUGCUCGUUUGGAUGCAAAGAUUGAUUCUCAGCUAGGUCAUGUUGUGAUGGGUACCAAGAAACUGUCUCCCUACCAACAGCUCAUUGAAAAGACAAAAGUGCUAUCCUUUAGAGCUCAACUAUUAGCUACAAGUGUAGAAAAGAAAGUGGCUGCCAAUCAUCCAGAAAGAGUUCCAUAUUGGGCUGCACAGGAAUUUUAACAAAACACACUCAGAGACUUUAACAUAUUGUAGAAUAUUUUAUUUAAAAAAUAAAAUCAUUCUGUCUGUAUAAAUUCUGAACAUGAUAAAAUUCGUCAAAAAUGUGAUUUGCUUGCUGACUAAAUAUAUUUGAUUUAAAUGAAGAAAUGCCAUAAAAAAAAUAAUAUGUUUCAAAUCAUCUGGGAAUUAGUAAAACAUAAGUAUUUUGAGAUGUACGUAUGCAGAUUGUUUUGAAGAAAAUAUGGUCAAUAUGAUAAAACAUAAUAAGUAUUUAAGACUUCUCCGACCACAAUUUUCCUGUAUUUUUGUUACUGCAUAGGGUUUCUUGGAAUUUUUAAUAUCUGAUUAUUUACUAUUGGUUUCAAAGCGCAAUGUGAUUUUUGUGCAAGGAAAAAAGUGGUAACAGAGGUAAAUAAAAUAAAUUUGAUGAUUCUAAACUUUAAAAAAAAUGCAAUCAUUUUUAAUUAACUGGAAUAUAGCAAGACUGUCAUAUUAAGAAGCCCAUAUUUUGUAACUUGCUCCUUGGAAGUAUUAAAAUAUCAACUUUCGUUUAAAAUGUUAAGUGUAAAUAAAAAGAAACAAAUCAAGAAAUAAUUGCUACACCAACUGAAGAAAAUGGACAUUGUUUAUGUAACUUUAGCAGGUGUUUUAAUUUUCUAUGUAUUAAAGUUCAAUGCCACCCAUAGAGUAAAGAAAUGACAUAGAGAGGCCCCGCUAUAAUAAGAAAUUGAAGCCAGAAAUUGCACCGCUGUAUCCCAAGAUCCUUAGUUUCUUGAGGUACAUCUUAAUUCAAAACACUCCAUUACUGAAUCUCAAUUGGUUGGUUAUUUAAACUUAGAUAUUGUUGCAAGUUUAUGAAGCAUGUUUUUGAAAUUGCAUUGAAAUAUGAAUUAAAUUGCAAACCAAUCCGCCAGCUACUUUAUACGGUCCCUUUGCGAGAUUGGUAAAAACUAUUCUCGCGAAGCGAUCAUGUUAUCAUAACCCCGCCCAUCAUUACACCGCUGUAUCCCAUAAUUCCGGCUUCAAUUUCAUUUUUUUUACCAUAGAGAUGGCCUCUCUAUGUAUAUUUCUUUACUCUACGAUGCUACCAGGCUUUAUUGUUAAGAGUUUUUUCUAUAAUUUUAUUUCAUAACACAAACUGUGUUUUUAAUAUGAACAUGAAAUGAGUUUUCCUUUAUUUAAUUUUUUUAUUUACUGUUUGGCGCAACACUUUUUAUGUCAAGCUGAAUUAUACCAGUGU